This is a messenger RNA of Arctia plantaginis, 1437 nucleotides long. NCBI's taxonomy places the organism in Eukaryota, Metazoa, Arthropoda, Insecta, Lepidoptera, Erebidae. The record is from the annotation of a GenBank genome assembly.
AUGGCUGGUGCUCUGGCGAGAGUAAUUCAGGGAACAAAGUCUCAUUUAGGCAUUGUUGGCCCGUUGGCGAACAUCAACAAUGUGCCGAAACGCUUCCAAAACACCGAGGCUCCUCCAGCAAAGUCGCAGUACGGUCCUUUGUCCGAUUGUGACAGGAUUUUCACCAACUUGUAUGGCAGACAUGACUGGCGGUUGUCGGGAGCUCUCAAGAGAGGCGAUUGGUACAAGACUAAGGAAAUUCUUAACAUGGGUUCAGACUGGAUUAUCGGUGAACUGAAAACUUCAGGUCUCCGUGGUCGCGGUGGAGCUGGUUUCCCUACAGGAAUGAAAUGGUCCUUCAUGAACAAGCCGUCCGAUGGUCGUCCGAAAUACCUUGUAGUAAAUGCUGAUGAGGGAGAGCCAGGUACUUGUAAGGACCGUGAAAUCAUGAGACAUGAUCCUCAUAAGCUCGUUGAGGGAUGUCUUAUCGCUGGACGAGCGAUUGGAGCUCGCGCAGCUUAUAUCUAUAUCAGAGGAGAGUUCUAUAAUGAAGCUAGCAACUUGCAAGUUGCAAUUGCAGAGGCAUAUCAAGCUGGUCUGCUCGGAAAAAAUGCAUGCUCGUCCGGCUAUGAUUUUGAUGUGUUCGUACAUCGCGGUGCAGGUGCUUACAUUUGUGGUGAAGAAACCGCCCUCAUCGAAUCUAUCGAGGGUAAGCAGGGCAAACCACGACUAAAGCCUCCAUUCCCAGCUGAUAUUGGACUUUUUGGAUGUCCAACUACCGUCAAUAAUGUGGAGACUAUCGCCUGUUCACCGACCAUAGUUCGUCGCGGUGGCAGUUGGUUCGCUUCAUUCGGCCGUACCCGUAACUCUGGCACCAAAUUGUUCAACAUCUCUGGACACGUGAACACACCUUGUACAGUUGAGGAAGAGAUGAGCAUACCGCUCAAGUAUCUCAUUGAGCGCCACGCUGGAGGAGUCAUAGGAGGCUGGGAAAACCUACUUGCUAUUAUACCUGGAGGGUCUUCCACACCACUGAUGCCUAAACAUGUGUGCGAGACAGCUAUAAUGGACUUCGACGGUCUGGUCGCAUGUCAGUCGUCGCUGGGUACAGCGGCUAUCAUCGUGAUGGACAAAUCGACAGACAUCGUGAAAGCUAUCGCUCGCCUCAUUAUGUUUUACAAACACGAGUCGUGCGGACAGUGCACGCCUUGCCGCGAAGGUGUGUCGUGGAUGAACAAGAUUAUGUACAGAUUUGUAGAAGGAAAUGCGUCUGUUAAAGAAAUAGAUAUGUUGUGGGAAAUUUCCAAACAAAUUGAAGGGCACACAAUCUGCGCGCUGGGCGACGGCGCGGCGUGGCCGGUGCAGGGGCUCAUCCGCCACUUCCGGCCCGAGCUGGAGCGCCGCAUGCAGGCCUACGCCUGCGCCUACGGGCCCAGCCGCGCCGAGCGCCUCUACUAG